AUGAGCUUUCAAGGUGCGGACCUCCCGACGCUUCCUACGAUUCUUGUGCAGACGUUUCCACUAGAGGCGUACCUGCGGAACUUAAGUAAUCAGCUUCAAGAUAAACUCAACGCUAUCCAAGGUAACCUUGCCGCCCUUCAAGGAGAUGUGAGAGCAGGUGCUAGUUCCAUUAGCCAAAUGCGUGCUUUUCUGCGACAGCAAGCGCUAUCAACUCUAGAGGAAAAGAUCGCCGAGGCUGACGUUUCAUUUCCUGAGGGUUUCUCCCUAGAAUCAUUGCUUCCUGAGUUUCUACGUGAUGAUGUGAACUCAAAUAAUUUUGUUCCUAUUACUGGUAGUGGAGCUGGUAAUGCGUCUGUAGGAAGUCUUAAUGAGAGGCAAAUGGGUGGAUCUGUACGAACGCUACAGGGUCUCGUUGAGAAGAUUAACAAAGACCGUGCCUACCGUCUCCGCAAAGAGGAGGAUGAAGAGCGAAAGGCCCGGCAGCAAAACCUGGAGGCACGUAAACGGCUUGAGUUAAUGUGUGCUAGACUUGAAGAGUCACAGAGGCGGCAUAUGGAUGAAUUGGAGCGCAUUACCACAUGGCUGCGACCUGCGCCAUAUGAUGAUGGGGACGAGGACGAGCAGGUGGAAGAUGAUAGCAGCACCAACAGGGGGAAUACUAACAGUAGCAACGAAGAGAACAAGGACAAGAACGGAAAAACUCGUAGCAGCGUUGCAAGCAUACGACGAAGUGCUGAGAUGGCAAAGACACAGCGGGAACUGCACGAGGCGAUGCAUAGUGCCCCACUCUUCGUUGAGUUCAGGCGUUUGCUUCUGCGAGACCUCGCAGAUAGGUUGGCAGAGGCGAAGGAUCAACAGUCCAUGGCGCUAGGAAACACCAUGGUGGCGUUGCGAGAAGAACUGCAUCGGGAUGUGUGUCGCAACGGUAACAACAACAACAAUAAUAAUAAUAAUACCGUCAGUAUUACCAAUAGCAAUACCAACAACAGUGUUGCUGUCUCAGGGGAGGCAGAACGACGACUGAAGGGAAUUGAUCGCAAUUAUGUACAACGUAGCGAGUUAGUUGCGACGCUGAGGGACAAGGCAGAUAACCUCGCUGUGUCACAGAAGGCCGAUGAGACAUAUGUGCAAAACCUCGAGAAGAGAUUCCUCGAGCGUAUCACUAAUUUGGAGGAACGAUUGUCAAUCUACGAGGCUGAACGAAGGGAAUUUCGUCGCAUUUUACGGGCAGUAGUUGACACACAACAACGGAGGGAAGGGAAUAGCGGGAGUUGUAGUGCCGUUGCUGCGGCUGGCCUCCGGUCGCCAGUUGUGUCACCUAAUCUUCUUGUACUUGAAGAGGCUGUCGACCCGCGACGUGUGCGUGCGGGUGAAUUGCUCACCAGUGACGAGCCACAAAGGGCAUUAGUUACACCAUCAGGUCGGUCGAAGAAGUGCACCACAAGAUCGCCUUCCUCACCCUCAACAAACCACCGAGAGAAAAGGAAACAGAGAGAUCUUCAAGAGCAACAACAACAACAACAACAACAGCAAGAGAAACAGCAGGAACCUGUUUGGGAUGUUGGAGCGGAGGGCCUGAGAUCACCUCAGGUGGCGGUUGGUCUGACUGUAAAUCAGGAGGCGUAUGCCAAUUAUGUGACGAGUGAACUGAAUCGUCGUGCUGUUGAGGCACUCCCUCCAUUGCCGUAUGAACGGAACCGUCACUAA
Molecule: messenger RNA, 1707 nt
Organism: Trypanosoma theileri
Lineage: Eukaryota; Euglenozoa; Kinetoplastea; Trypanosomatida; Trypanosomatidae
Exons: 1
Coding region: 1-1707 (568 amino acids)
Source: RefSeq, a predicted model, not a curated record